GCUGAUAUUUAUAGUUUGGGUAUGAUAAUGUGGGAACUUACAACAGGUUGUAAACCUUUUGAUAACGUUAAACAUGAUCAUCAUCUUAUUUAUAAAAUUCUUGAUGGAGAACGACCUAAAAUUACGGAAGAUACACCAGAAUGUUAUGCUGAAUUAAUAAAAAGUUGUUGGGACCCUGAUCCUAAAAAAAGACCUUCUAUAAAAGACAUU
This is a messenger RNA of Rhizophagus irregularis DAOM 181602=DAOM 197198, 210 nucleotides long. NCBI's taxonomy places the organism in Eukaryota, Fungi, Glomeromycota, Glomeromycetes, Glomerales, Glomeraceae. The record is from RefSeq and is a predicted model, not a curated record.